This is a messenger RNA of Thalassophryne amazonica, 746 nucleotides long. It is a transcript of the gene rpl15, whose product is annotated as ribosomal protein L15. Gene Ontology annotation, biological process: cytoplasmic translation. Lineage: Eukaryota; Metazoa; Chordata; Actinopteri; Batrachoidiformes; Batrachoididae. The transcript has 4 exons. The record is from RefSeq and is a predicted model, not a curated record. Gene Ontology annotation, molecular function: RNA binding; structural constituent of ribosome. Bases 78 to 692 code for a protein of 204 amino acids. Gene Ontology annotation, cellular component: cytosolic large ribosomal subunit; ribosome.
AUCGUCGUUUAACGUUGCAUGCAAAGCACGUACGUACGCUCUUUCUUUCCGGCUGGUACGCCAUCAUAUGAUUCAGGAUGGGAGCAUAUAGGUAUAUGCAGGAGUUAUGGCGCAAGAAGCAGUCGGAUGUGAUGCGUUUUCUGCUGCGUGUUCGCUGCUGGCAGUACCGCCAACUGUCCAACCUCCACCGUGCUCCUAGGCCCACUAGACCUGAUAAGGCCCGUAGGCUGGGCUACAAGGCCAAACAGGGUUAUGUAAUCUACCGUGUCCGUGUGCGCCGUGGAGGUCGUAAACGUCCUGUGCCCAAGGGUGCUACCUAUGGCAAGCCAGUGCACCAUGGCGUCAACCAGCUCAAGUUUGCCCGCAGUUUGCAGUCCAUUGCUGAGGAGCGUGCUGGCCGUCACUGUGGAGCUCUGCGAGUGAUGAACUCCUACUGGGUGGGCGAGGACUCCACCUACAAGUUCUACGAAGUGAUUCUGAUCGACCCCUUCCACAAAGCCAUUCGGCGCAACCCUGACACCCAGUGGAUCACCAAGGCUGUGCACAAGCACAGAGAAAUGCGCGGCUUGACGUCUGCAGGAAAGAAGAGCCGCGGCCUGGGCAAGGGCCACAAGUUCCACCUGACCAUCGGAGGCUCCCGCCGCGCUGCCUGGAAGAGGAGAAACACUCUGCAGCUGCACCGCUACCGUUAGAGCCUCCCAUGCCCCCCUGUACAUUUACACAAAUAAAAAGCCUUUAUAUGGUCA